AAUCGAAUUGCCAAUCCGCUGAAAAAUGAUAAACGUAAUAGUUUAAUCCGCCUGUGCAGGUAAAUUUUUCUAACCGGCAAUUGAACAGUUCUUGUUCGGGCUUACACUCAUUAGUUGAUACAUACUUUGUUAUUUUUGUAAUUUGAGUAAAAACUUCCAAUGGCACGGGGAGACGGUGACGAUGCGAGUUAUGUGUCACCAGGGGUUCCACACAGAAAUGUUAAGUGGUACCUACUAGAAGACACUGACAAUAGAGUUAAAUGGUUCACUAUUUUACUUUUGCUGAUUUCGAUUGGUAUGCUGAUUGCGGGAAGUGUCAUGCUAGGAAUUGGAAUUUCAAAGAAUAACAGCGCACAUCCAGCUCCAACUCCACCAGUCAGCACCCAAGCAUCCGGCUACACUAUGUUUUUAUCUGUUCAGACUAGAUCUGUUCCUUAUUCUGCAGUGGUUCGAAAUUACGCGGGGAGUGUCAAGAACUUAACUGAUCAGAUGCAACAAGUUAUCUCAUCAAGCAGCUCCGCGAGCAGUGAUGAUGUGCAACCAACAGUGCCAAUUACAAUACUUGGCAUUUCAAAUGCGGGUCAAUGGGCUGACGUCAUGUAUGCAUUGUCUUAUACCACAUCAAACAAGCCACAGCUAAAUGACAUUCAGCAAAAAGUUUCAGCUUCUCCAAAUUUCGCAAUGAUUUCUGCUACAGACCAAACCCCUCCAACUCUUUCUCAAAUGACCUGCCGAUCCGUUUCCGAUUCAACGUUGAUUACUACCUCCGGACCAUCUGGGACAACCGUUACUGUUCCAACCACUCCGUGUGCCAGUGUGCCUACGGGACCAACAAAAACACCAGUGACUGUACCAACAUCAACAGGUUCAGUGUCAAGGGAAACCAAAUCCCCUGUAACAGCUAAUCCGGGAAGUACUGUGUCUACAUCUUUAUCUAGUAAACCAGUCACCGUCGUAACUCAGUCGCCAAGAUCAACUACGACUCCAUUUGUAAAAACUCCAUAUAGUAAAGAUGUUAUUAUUCUCCUGGACAAUUCAAAUGCAAUGAAAUCUUUUACCAAUUUUAAUUUGGUCAAAUCAUGGAUUGUAAAGACACUAUUACCAUUGUGGUUGAUUGAUAGAGAAGACGUACAGGUUGCAUUUGCCACGUAUGCAGCUAACGAUUUCAAUACACUUCUUGAUUUUGACGAGGCCAGCGAGGAAGAGGUGGCAAGUGUGAUUUCUGCUCAGAUGUACUCAGGGAAGCAUAAUUCGAGCAUAACAUACGGUAUUCGAGCUGCGGGUGACAUACAUGGCCUUCGUCCGGUUAAUCAAUCCGUUAUACUACUAUCGGCAUCUGAAGACCUCACUGACAUUGAAUCCGCUACCCAAUAUGCUUACAUCCUCAGCGCUCUACCUAAACAACUUAUCACUAUCACACUGAACUCCAGCGGAAAACAACUGGGAUUACUUUCGACCAAUCAAAAUAUGUUCUUCGGAGUUCCAGAUUAUAAUUUGACUACAACGAUUGCUCAACAACUUACUCAGUACAUGUUUGUAACGCUUACACCGACUACCCAAACACCAACCACAACUUCUGUUCCAGAUAACACUUGCAAUACCGAUGUGACAAUUUUGAUGGAUAACAACAACGACGUGGGAAGUGCCAUGGAGUUUCAGAAUCAAUGCCGAACUAUUGCAAAGCUGAUCAAAACCUGGCCAAUUUCUCCGAAACUAAUGGAAGGAGAAGCUAUUGUUUAUUCUACGACCGAUGGUGGCCAAAUAGUGGAAAACCCUUUUUCCUACCAGUCCGCUUCCGCAUUUGCCAACGAAGUUAUGGCAUUCGACGAUUACUACUUUGCAGCUUCCCCGCCAAGUCUCACAGCCUCGCUGCAAUAUGUCUCGCAGAACUUGGGCAGACGUAGACAAAGCCGACAGCAAGCAACUAUUGUUUUUACUUAUUCCAGUAGUUACUCUGAUGUUCAAACCGCCAUCGAAUAUGUGACUCAAAUUGGAGGGAACUUGAUCAUUGUAGCCGUUGGAGGUGCCGAUCAAACCGUUUUGAAGCAACUUACUGGAAAUGUGGUCUAUACGAAAACAUUGACAACAGAUAUUUUCGAUCAGAUAAACAGUCUUCUCUGCACGCCAUCUACAAAAUCCCCGCCAAUCACUCCCACAACAAUCGUUUCAACUAGUGGUGCCACGUCAUCAGCAGCUCAAACAACUGUAGCGGUUACAACUACUCAGAUUAUGCCAAGUACUACUUCGAUGCCAAAUCCAUGCCACGAUUGUUCUCCAAAAACAUCCAAUAUCCUCCUCUUGUUCGAAGCAUAUGGGACAGCUCUUUCAAAUCAGAAAAAAUUAGCUGAAACUGAUCUUAUCGCCACGUGGAAUCAUUUCGAAAGAACAUCAGUAAUGGGAUUUAAUACACUGGUGAAGAACCUGGACCCCAUCAAUUUUGGUGACUUGCAAACCAAAGAUGAGUUUGUCAGCAUUGUUGAUAGCUUCACACCGUUCAAGGAUCAGCCGAGUAUUGUUUCGGCAUUCAAUAUGGCUGUCAACCGCGCCAACCCGCUAAAAUCCUUUGGAAAGAUGAACUCCGUAAUCUUCACUUCUGGGGCAACACCUGCUGAAAUCACUGCAUCACUGAUGAAUUCACAAACUUUGCGACAGAAUGGAAAAGUGAUCAUUGUGGGGCUUCAACUUCCGGACGCUACACACCUGGACACGCUUUGUGAUGUUCUCCUGAAAUGGGAUGAUUUAACAAAUACAGAAACUAUCAGCACUCAAAUUAACCAAGCACUGAGUAGAUAAAUUUUUGAAAGGGAGGAUUGAAAUAAAUUAAAUUUGUU
This is a messenger RNA of Caenorhabditis elegans, 2831 nucleotides long. RefSeq names its product VWFA domain-containing protein (gene T25G12.6). NCBI's taxonomy places the organism in Eukaryota, Metazoa, Nematoda, Chromadorea, Rhabditida, Rhabditidae. Bases 160 to 2793 code for a protein of 877 amino acids. The transcript is spliced from 21 exons. The record is from RefSeq and is marked reviewed.